AUGGAAGCUAGUUGCGGUCCUACUAAUGCCCUUAAUAAGCUUUCGCAGUAUUCGCAGAGAGAUAACAGUUUACAGAAUGACGUACUUAGACAGCCUCAGCAUAACCCUACAGCCCAAUUCAAAGGAGGCCAAUUAGUAGAUGAAAGACUUAAUCAAGAUUUCAACCAGUUUAAUCAAACUGGAGGCAGCUCUAACUUUGCCUCGCAAUUUAUGAACUCGCAUGCUCCCCAAUUUCAGAAUAGAAAUGUUCAAGCAGUUCCACAGAAUAGAGCACAGCAGUUUCAGCAUCAGUAUCAACCCCAGACUGGAAAUAGCAACUGGGUACUGGAUUUCUCCAGCAUGUCGAUAGGCGAUUCGCAAAGGGCCAAUUGGAAUCAACAGUUCAAUCAAAAUAUGUCACAACAGAUGCAAAGUCAGACUCAAAAUCAGAAUCAGAUGAACGGAGUACAACAGAGACAGUUUAUGGCACAACGUACCAAUGGUGAAGCUUUCCAGUUGAAUAUGCGAACCAACUUGUCGACAACAAUGAAUAUCAAUAAUCGUCCUAUGAAUAUGAACACCCUGUCCCCUGGAUUUAAGACAGAACAUCAAGAGAUGCAUGAAGCUGCAUUUUUUGAUAAUCAGUUUAAUGAGUUGGAGAAGGAGUUACAGGAAACCACUGAACAACAAGAAAUAUUUGAUGAUUCUGAAAAGGAAAAGUUUGCUGAAACAGCUAGAAGAGUUAAGAGUUCGAUGUUACAUGGUGGCAGUUUGCAACUGGAGGAAACUUCCCAAAAGUUUCAAAACUCCAAUUUUCUUAAAUUAAUGAACUCAAUUGGAAAUAGACAAGUUGAGUUGGAGGGUGAUAAAUUGGUUGAAAAAGAAGGUCAAAGUUCCCAAAUAAACGUUGAACCGCAAGACGCUCGUGUUUCUAUGGUACCUAUGGCUGAUGGGAAAGAAAUAGAUUAUCAUAAACCCUUACACCCAUUCCCCGAUGUUACAGAAGAAAAAAGGCAAAAUCUACGUGAGGAGCAUAUAAACCAUCUACCAGACCCUCUAGCGCAUUUGAAAGAAGGUGAUUUAGCCGAUUUUAAGAGUCCAUUAGAAGCUGCCAAGAUCGUUAGUGGGAAUCAAGUAAAGACUAGUGAUUGGAUGGACGAUGAUCUGUGGCUAGAUCAAACGGGGCCUGCUAGUCAAAGAUCUCAGAUAAUGACCGAUGAAUGGCAGGAAAUGUUUGACGAUUACAGACACGAUGAUCAUUGA
Messenger RNA from Lizanozyma spartinae, 1242 nucleotides. RefSeq lists its product as uncharacterized. The transcript has a single exon. The record is from RefSeq and is a predicted model, not a curated record. Bases 1 to 1242 code for a protein of 413 amino acids. Lineage: Eukaryota; Fungi; Ascomycota; Pichiomycetes; Serinales; Debaryomycetaceae.